AUGGUCAACAAGAAGAAGGAGGACACAUGGAUGGUGCAGCGAAUUCACACAAACUUUCCGCAGAAUGCCGUCAGAGUGAUAAAUCAGCCAAAUAUGUAUGUGGCUCUAUGGUUACAUAAAGGUGGACCAGUCAUGGGUCAAGCGUGGAACGAUAGCGGGGUUGUGCAGUGUGCUUUCGCGGCAGAUCACAAAGUUUACAAAGGUCCCGAUGUCGAAGGCGGAAACAUACAGUUGCUUAUAUACAAAGGAAAUCAUGUAACAAAUAACUUCUACUAUGAAUGGUUAGCUCUAUCAAAAUGGAAGUUAGUAAGAAAUGGUAAGCGGGAACAGCUCCAAUAUGGUAUGGUGGCACCAAUAUUUUGGAAAGAGAAAGCUGUGCUUGGAAACUACUACAUCGCAGAGCACAAGGCAACAUUUGCCAUUGGAGACCAUUAUUUUGAGGUAACUGAUUCAAAAACCCUUGGUAACAUGCUUGUGCUGAUACGGAAUUUGAGCGGCGGUCCACCUGGAUGUUCAUGCGAAAAGUGCUCUGAAAGCGAGGAGCAUGCAUCACAAAGGCCGUUGAUGGUAAACGAUUGGGGUGACUUUUGCUGCGGAAAUCCAUGGCCAGUUGACAAACCAAUAAUGAAAGCACUGGAUCGUCCAAUGAAUACCCCAAAUGGACCACAGGAUCAAUAUGUCGCACUCUGGUACCGACAUGGAAGACCUCAGAUGGGUCGAGCAUGGAACGAUAACGGGAAUAUCAACGCAUCAUUUGUAGAUUCCAACCACGAAUUUACCGGGAAGAUUAUCGGCUCCAUGCAAAUGCUCGUCAAACUACCAGCAACUGCAGCCGGAUUUGAGUACAUCUGGCUACCGUAUGAGCAGGCGGUGCGUUACGAAGAUAAGGAUUUUGCACCGGUACACAUGAAUUAUGUAGCUCCAUGCGUUAUUAAAACCGAUAAUUUCGAAUUACUUGGAAGUGUGAACAUGAAAAAAGAACGAGCUGAAGUUGGAUUCGAUGGUCGUGUGAUGGUUUUAGAUGGACCUAAGAUUCGACAUCUCAUGGUACUGUGUAGAAAAGAUCGAGACGAUACGAUGACGAUCUAACUUCCUGCCCAACAUUUAUCAAAUUAAGGCCCGUAAUGCACUCCUCAAACGAUAAAUCUUUAACAAAACCCAUCAGUCACUCUCUACGUAC
Molecule: messenger RNA, 1180 nt
Organism: Cylicocyclus nassatus
Lineage: Eukaryota; Metazoa; Nematoda; Chromadorea; Rhabditida; Strongylidae
Source: the annotation of a GenBank genome assembly